Messenger RNA from Ascochyta rabiei, 1014 nucleotides. RefSeq lists its product as uncharacterized. The transcript has 3 exons. The coding region runs from base 1 to 1014 and encodes 337 amino acids. Gene Ontology annotation, molecular function: methyltransferase activity. The record is from RefSeq and is a predicted model, not a curated record. Lineage: Eukaryota; Fungi; Ascomycota; Dothideomycetes; Pleosporales; Didymellaceae.
AUGGAGACCAGCGCGGGCGAGAGCAGCCCGUCCCUGGCUGCGGGCGGCGCAGAUGACCUCGACGUCUGGUCCAACUCGGAUGCCGACUCGUCGUACGGGGACCUGGCCUCGGAAACGGCCUCGCUGACGUCCAGCAUCAUGGCCGGCCACUACGAGAACGGGCGGCGGUACCACGCCUACCAAGCCAGCGGCGAGUACAUUCUGCCCGACGACGAGCAAGAGCAGGACAGACUGGACAUCAAGUAUGCCUCCAUACAGCUCGUCUUCCGCGACAAGGUCACGUUCGCGCCUGUCCACCAUCCUCAGCAAAUCCUCGACAUCGGCACCGGAACCGGCAUAUGGGCCAUCGAUGCUGCCGAGCACUUUCCCAGCGCUACCAUAACCGCCACUGACUUGAGUCCCAUCCAGCCUACGUGGGUCCCGCCCAAUGUCAAGUUUGAGAUUGACGACGCCGAGGCAGACUGGACCUGGCCGCUCGCCCACUUCGACCUGGUGCACAUGCGCACCAUGACGGGCUGCAUACGCGACUGGGACAAGCUCUUCGCCCAGGCCUACGACCACACCAAGCCCGGUGGCUACAUCGAGCUCCAGGAAAUGGACUACAUGGCCGUCAUUCAGCCCACGUCCCGCAACCCUGGCACCUCGUUACACACGUGGUGCGUAGAGCAAGGCAAGGCCGCGCUCAAGGUCGGCGUGAACCUGCGGACGAGCGUCGAUUUCCUGAAGGCGUCGCUGCUAAAGGCAGGCUUCGUCGACGUCGUGGUCGACGAGUUCAAGCUGCCCAUCGGUCCCUGGCCCAAGCAGAAGCGCGUCCGAGACGCAGGCCUGCUGCAGCUGAGCGCCAUGCUCGAGGGCAUCGAGGGCCUCAGCCUACGACUGCUCAAGUUCUACGACGGCUGGACGCUCCAAGAGCUGCACGUGCUGCUCGCCAAGGUGCGAUCCGAACUGAAGGACCCCGGCUGCCAUGCCUAUUGGCCGCUCUUCGUCGUCGUCGGUCGGAAGCCCCUGUCGUAG